AUAACACAUUUCAGCGCAUUUGACACGUUGCCCGAGAGCGAGGCCGCCAUGCGGGGCUUCUGUUCCGCACACCUCCUCACUUACGCGACGAGCGAUGUCAGGCGAACACAAGCAGCAUGUUCACAUUGCAGCACCAGCCGCCAGGUUCGGCGUGCGCCAUUUCCAGACGAUGCUCAUGGCGGGCGGGUCCUUUACCAUCUACAUGCUGCGGGUCAAUCUCAGCGUCGCCAUUGUGGGCAUGACCGGAAUGGACUCGCCCAGCAACGUGACCUCGAACGCAACCGAAACAGGCCAGGAAAAGGCGCGCGUGUACGACUGGGAUGAAACGACGCAGGGCUUGGUCCUCAGCUCCUUCUUCUGGGGCUACAUGAUCACACAGAUUCCCGCAGGCGUGCUGACGCAGAGGUUUGGCGGCCACCGGAUUCUCACCUGGGCAAUGUUUUCCACCAGCGUGCUUUCGAUGCUCCUGCCUCCCUGCGCCUACCUCGGCGGCUGGAAGCUCGUCUGCGCCAAUAGGAUGCUGCAAGGAGUCACGCAGGGGUUCGUCUACCCGUCGAUGUUCACAAUGAUGGGGCUGUGGGCCCCCGCGCAGGAGCGGUCGACACUCGCAGGGAUCAUCCUCGGAGCGCAAACCAUGGGCCCCGUGGUUGCCACUCCACUGGCCGGGGUGCUGGUGAGCCUGUGUGGCUGGCCCUCUGUGUUCUACUCGUACGGCGCGUUCGGCGUCCUCUACUCGAUGUUCGUGCUUCAGUUUGGGGCCGACUCACCCUUGGCGCACAAGACCAUAUCCGCCGAAGAGCGUGCCUACAUCGUUACGUCACUGGGCGGGCCAAAUCUAAAGGCGCCCACCCCGUGGAGAGCCAUCCUCCGCAGCAGCCCAGCUUGGGCCGCCAUCGCUACAAUGGCCCUGCAGGGCGGCGUGUUCCUCGCCUUCCUCACCAAGAUACCCACGUACCUUAGCACCGUCCUCAAGUUUGAUAUUAAAGAGAACGGCCUCCUGACAGCACUCCCCUACUUCGUGUCGUGGGCCCUGAGCUUCCCCUUCUCCUCUACAUGCGACUGGCUUGUUAAGAGAGGCUCCAUCAACCUCACGAAUGCGAGGAAGAUCUACAACUCUAUUUCACACGUUGUUGGAGGAAUGGCUAUGCUCGCCCUUGGAUUUUGUACCGACACUACCCUGUCUGUUAUACUUCUGACAAUUAGUAUUGGCGUUAUGUCUGCAUCGUAUCCCGGAGUCCAGUCCAACUUUAUGGACUUGACGCCAAACUACUCCGGGACCAUAUUCAGCAUCUCUAACUUCCUGAGCGCGUGCUGCGGUGUGGCAGGGCCCAUUGUAAUCAGCUGGAUCGUCUCAGAGAAGGGCUCUGUGUCUCAGUGGCGGACAGUGUAUUGCCUCCUGGCGGCAGUCAUGUUUAUCAGCAACCUGCAUUUCGUGCUGUGCGGGAGCGCCAAAGUUCAACCGUGGAACAAGCCCACAGACAAGAAGAAUAAAAGCAAGAGAGAUGAAGAGGAGUUUCCAGAGGUUGGUGAAAAGCUAGCAAGUUUAUCGUGAGGCAUACGUCUAACGGAAGUUUGAGCUUUUAUCUGAGAUUCGGAACAGUACGAGACUGUGUGUGUGUGUGUGCGUGAGAGAGAGAGAGAGAGAGAGAGAGAGAGAGAGAGAGAGAGAGAUGUGGGGGCGAUAAAUAGGGCUUCAACCUCUGCGACGCGAGCCCGGUGCAAGAGCGUACUCACAUGAGAUAAGAGACUGGUGUAUUUAUUACUUUAAUGUGUAUCUUAUAAACUGCCUUUAUUGUGUGUACACUGGCGAAUAGGUGUGGAAAUGUUCAACACCUGCUACGUAGGACACGUACUGUGCCGUGUGUCGGGGCCACGACACUACAGUAUGUGGGUGUGCCUACGCUCCACCCAAGGCGCCACGGCCCCUUAGGUCGUUGCCCUGACACACGUUACUGGUCCUGUGCAAAACCGGGAUGAUCGCCACUUGUUCUCUAAUAAAGAAGUUUAAGACGCAAUUAAAA
This is a messenger RNA of Frankliniella occidentalis (western flower thrips), 2021 nucleotides long. Its product is annotated as putative inorganic phosphate cotransporter. Gene Ontology annotation, cellular component: plasma membrane. Lineage: Eukaryota; Metazoa; Arthropoda; Insecta; Thysanoptera; Thripidae. Bases 95 to 1552 code for a protein of 485 amino acids. The record is from RefSeq and is a predicted model, not a curated record. The transcript has 12 exons. Gene Ontology annotation, molecular function: transmembrane transporter activity. Gene Ontology annotation, biological process: monoatomic anion transport; transmembrane transport.